GAGAGAGAGAGAGAGAGAGAGAGAGAGAUGGCAGGGAAGGAAGAGUACCGAAUAUUCGUGGGCGGGUUGUCGUGGGACGUCACGGAGCGUCAGAUGGAGAGCGCUUUCCAACGUUUCGGCAAAGUUCUUGAAGCUCAGAGAUAUUUUUGUUUGAGUGAUUGCUUCGAGUUGCUGAAGCUUGAUGUGAUUUUUUGGGACUAGUUAUAGCUGAUGAUUAAGAAAUAUCAAGGCAGGAAGUAUUAAACAGGCAGAUGGUAUCUGGAUGUGUGGAAUUGAGUUCAAGGUAGCCCAGUUAACUGCUUGCUUAGUCUCAUCUGCUGUACAAAGAUUUACUGUUGAAAAGAUCUGUGGUUGGGAUCCACAAGUUUUAUUGAUGAAAAGAUCUGUGGUUGUGAUAGUCUUGGAACUUCGGUAUAUAAGUAAGGCUUUGAGGGUGGGCCGACUCAUCAUCAACUCACAAGAUAUGACAACUUUGAGAAGUUAUCUUUUUUGUAGGAAGUAUGUUUCUGUUUGGAUUCUGUGGCUCUGCAGCCUAAGUUUGACUUGGUUAUUGUUUGAUCAAGGGAUGUUUUUUCUUUUGCUUCAACAACGGUUUUUAUCUUAUUAGAACUAAUGCUCUCAACGGUUUGACCAUAUUUCGUAUUGGUUGGACUCAAACUUGUCGAUAGUGAAGGAUGUGUCUGUUUUCUGAGAGCAUUUUCAGCUGAAUAGGGUGUCCUCAUCUAUGUUCCUUUGUUCUUUUUUUUUUUUUUUUGAUUCUCAUAGAAUUCAGAAGUUUAUAUACUGUCAACUCGUCAUUUGUUGUCAUAUAGGUUAUGCAGUUUUCUUAACGACUGCUAAAUCAGAGAGUUUUGUUGUCUCUUGUUAGUUGUUCUUCAGAUAUGUCAUAUCCUUGAUACUUGAUCUUUUAGUUAUGAUUGGAGGUCUGCUAGAUGUCAACUCUGAGUUUGAUUGGAUGAGGCUGCAAAGAAUCAAGUCUGAAUUAAUCAAUCCAAACUGCGUGUCAAUGAGGUCCUCUCAUCCUGCUAUUGUGGAGUGCUCAUGAAGUCUGAGCCUUCUUUUCAGCCUUCUGAGUUGAAUUUCUUAUUUUUCAAACUAGUCCAUUUUUUUUUUUAUUAAAAUUUAUUAAUUUUUUUAAGGGGUUUCAAAAGAUUUUCAUAGUCAAAUAUUCUAUGCAAUAAGUUUAUCUAGUGCGUUUUGAACUCAACUAUCUAAACCUGGUAGAGUUAUUUACAUAUAUCAUGAAGCUUCCAACACACUUUUGGUCUUGUCACUUCACUUGUGAGCACAUUUAUGCUAUCCAUUCAGUGGAUCUCAUGAGACAUCAUCCGGAUCACUAGCAGUCUUUUCAGAUUCCAGAAACAGUGUUUAAUUGAGGUUCGCUUGGCAAGAUGAAUUCAGCAACAUCAACACUACACCAGAUAUGGAUGCUGCUUAGCUCAUCUGUAGUUCCAGUAUUGAUUUAAGAUAUGAUAACUUUGGUGUUGUAAUAGUAGUACUUUUGGCCACCUCAGUAUCCGAAAAUCUGAAUCUGUUCCAAGUUGGAGUCUUGGUAUGGGCAUGCGCACACAUUUGUUCUCUCUCUCUCUCUUUCUACCCGUUGGCAUUUCAUCUUUGGGCACAGUGAUGUUGAGUUUUUAGUGGGCAGUGGUCUGAUAAUUGCAAGUACUUAAAAGUUGUCAGAACAUCCUCCAUCAAAAAAGGUUGUCAGAACGUGGAUCUCCAUGGCUCUGGGGUAUCUUUUAUGAGUUUAGUAGGUCUAAAUUUUCUGGUUGAAAGAGAUAAUCAGCGUUUUCAACAGUUCUGCUAUUUUGAGCUGACAAUUGGAUGGAGCAUCUUUGCUGUCUUUGACAAAUUUUUGUUUCUUUUACGAACUUAAUGAAACGCUAUGAGAAUGAGUGAUUAUGGAUCGAGUUGGUUAUGGUCUGCAAAAUGAACACAGUUUUUUAGGACACCUUGAUAUCUUUUUGUGUGCUAUGUGGCUUGUUUUGAAUAGUGGAAAGAUCAAAUAUUGCAAUUGCACAUUUGGGAGAACGUUCUUUUUGUGAAUACAAGAUGGAUGCUUGCCUGGUGUGUGUAGUAAUAUUGUAAUUUCUGGUAGUCAUGUUGGGAUUAAGGAUCAGUGAGAAGUUAACCAUAUCACAAAGACACUGCUAGCACCGAUGACCAAUUGAAUUUGAAUGUUACUGUUUGAGAGUAGAUGCAUUUGACUUUGUGGUGGGUAGGUAGCAGUUUAUGCUGGAUCUAGUUUAUUGGAUUUUGUGAGAAGUCAAGAUCAGAAGUGAUUCCUCUAUAGUUAUCAGAAAUUUUUCAGUUUGAAACAAGGUUCAAUCUGUUAUCCAUAGUAACGAAGAGAAAAUCAUGAUGGAAAGAGAUACAAACCGACCCCGAGGUUUUGGUUUUAUUACAUUUGGGGAUCGGCGAGCAAUGGAAGAUGCAAUCCGGGAGAUGCAUGGGCGGGAGCUUGGUGAUCGCAUAAUCUCUGUGAACAAAGCUCAACCCAAAAUGGGAGGGGGAGGAGCAGGAGAGGAUUCUGACCAUGGCUAUAGAGCCGGUGGUUACUCGUCUGGUGACAGGAGAAACUAUGGGGGAGGGGAUAGACCUGUUGGACAAGAUGAAUGCUUCAAGUGUGGGCGACCAGGACAUUGGGCCCGAGAUUGCCCUUCGGCAGGUGGUGGAAGAGGUGGUGGGGGUUCAUUUUCAUCACAUUCUAGGUUUGGGGCUGGUGGCCGUGGGGAUCGUUUUGGUGGAGACCGAGGUCGCUACAUGGAUGAUCGUUAUGAUGGAGGGCGCUAUGGAGACAGGGACCGUUUUGACAGCAGAGAUGACAAAUAUGGGAGCCGUGAUCGCUAUGUUAGUGACAGGUACCCAGCUGGUGAUCGUUUUGCAAGUGACAGGUACGGUAGUUCUGAUCGUUACCCUCAGAAUGGUUAUGGCAAAGAUAGAGGCUAUGAUAGGGACGGUGGCCCAAGAGGAGGCGACAGAUAUGCUAGUGGAGGGCCUGCGAGAGACGACAAUUACAGAAGCAGGCCAGGUCCUUAUGACCGCCCUAGCAGGGGAGGGCGCCCAUCGUCCUUUGACCGUUACUAAAAUGCCUGCCGUUGGGUGGCUCGGCUGUUUUCAUGAAACUUGUAGCUGUUUAUACUCUUUUAGGUUCUUGAUGUGGGAUGUUGAGAUUGCAAUUUUAAUGUAGGAUUGAUGGAUGAUAUGCAUUUUAAUUCUGUAUUUUCCUGUUCCAUGAUAUUUGUUACUCUCAUCAGUCAUCCCCCCUUCUUUCUGGUUGAUUGGCAAACAAAUGAAGCAACAUAAAAAGAAAAUCAGGUCAUUUUCUUGCU
This is a messenger RNA of Malus domestica (apple), 3335 nucleotides long. RefSeq names its product glycine-rich RNA-binding protein RZ1C-like. The record is from RefSeq and is a predicted model, not a curated record. Gene Ontology annotation, molecular function: zinc ion binding; mRNA binding. NCBI's taxonomy places the organism in Eukaryota, Viridiplantae, Streptophyta, Magnoliopsida, Rosales, Rosaceae. Gene Ontology annotation, cellular component: nucleus.